Parastagonospora nodorum SN15 is the source of this 1791-nucleotide messenger RNA. RefSeq lists its product as hypothetical. The record is from RefSeq and is a predicted model, not a curated record. The coding region runs from base 1 to 1791 and encodes 596 amino acids. Lineage: Eukaryota; Fungi; Ascomycota; Dothideomycetes; Pleosporales; Phaeosphaeriaceae. The transcript has a single exon.
AUGGCAAGUGCUGUUAGGUCAGGAGCAAUCAACGACGGCAAUGCUGGCAGAUCAGGUACGGCCAACGAUGGCAAUGCUGUCAGAUCAGGUACGGCCAACGAUGGUAGUGCUGGCAGAUCAGGUACGGCCAACGAUGGCAGUGCUGUUAGGUCAGGAGCAAUCAACGACGGCAAUGCUGUCAGAUCAGGUACGGCCAACGAUGGUAGUGCUGUCAGAUCAGGUACGGCCAACGAUGGUAGUGCUGGCAGAUCUGGUACUGCGAGAGAUGGUAAUGCUGCAUUUGGCAAACCGACCGGAGAAAUUGCUGAUGGUAACGGAGGUAAGCUUAGGUCCGAUACCGGUAACGAUGGAAGAGCUGAUGGUAUCUCCGGGACAAGCAGAGAGGGUAGCGCAACUGAAGGAAACUCUGGCACAUCUGAGCUGAGGCCUGGUAGCUCGAUUGGUACGUCAGGCAAAGGCGCAGCCGACGGCAGACUGAGGUCAGGUAUCGACAAUGAUGGUAAGACCGAUGGAAACUCUGGUACAGCCACAGAAGGCAGCGCAACUGACGGCAGACUGAGGUCAGGUAUCGAUAAUGAUGGCAAGGCCGAUGGGAACUCUGGUACAGCCACAGAAGGCAGGGCAACUGACGGCAGACUGAGGUCAGGUAUCGACAAUGAUGGCAAGGCUGAUGGGAACUCUGGUACAGCCACAGAAGGCAGGGCAACUGACGGCAGACUGAGGUCAGGUAUCGAUAAUGAUGGCAAGGCCGAUGGGAACUCUGGUACAGCCACAGAAGGCAGGGCAACUGACGGCAGACUGAGGUCAGGUAUCGACAAUGAUGGCAAGGCUGAUGGGAACUCUGGUACAGCCACAGAAGGCAGCGCAACGGAAGGUAUUUCUAAGAGAUUUGUUACCAAAGGAAGUCCUGGCAGUCCGCUGGUUAACUCAGAUGGCAGUGAGACCGAUGGCAGCUCUAGAUCUGGAAUUGAUAGCGAUGGCAGAGCGGAUGGAGCUUCUGGCACAGAUAGAGAAGGCAGUGCGAUUGAGAGUAGUUCUGGGACAUCCGAUACUAACGGUAGCCCUGGAAACGCAGUAGGCACGCCAGCUGGAAGCGCGGCCGACGGCAAAUUUAAGCUUGGCACAACCAGAGACGGCAGAGCCUCUGGAAGACCUGCGAUAUCUGUAACCAGGGGUAGAUCUGCGAGUUCGCUGGGUAGGUCAGACGGUAGUGCAACUGAAGGCACACUUAGAUUUGGUAAAGCGACAGAUGGCAGUGUCUCUGAAAGCAGUCCAGGAACAUCGGAUACCAAGGGGAGUCCUGGCAGUCCAAUAGGUAGCCCAGAUGGUAAAAAGACCGACGGUACAGGAAUAGAUGGCAGAACUGGAAACACUGGCAGCUCUCCUGCUGGUAUACCCGAUGGGAGCUCUGGGCCAUUCAGUGGUGCAGGGCUGUUAGGUAAUCCAAGCGAAGGAAGUGCAGAUAUUUCCGGUAGCGACGCAGGAAGUUGUAGGCUUGGAAAGGUGACUGAUGGCAGUGCUGGUAUAUCUGAAAGCGGGUUUGAAGGUAAUUCCGGGACAUUCGGUAGCUCUGGGAGCUUACUUGGCAGUUCGGAUGGCAAUACGACUGGCGGUACGCCAAUAGAUGGCAAACUUGGAGAACCUGGCACUCCAGCUGAAGGUAGACCAGGAACACCUGCUGCCACAUCCGAGGCUAGAGCAUCAAGACCAGGCAGCGCGGAUUGGAGAUCGAUCUCUGGCAACGUUGUCACGUCCGGUAGUGUAGGCGAAGGCACACUGAGGGACUGGUAG